GCUGUGCAGAUAUGGCGCAUGCAGAAGCAGCAGGUAGCUGAAAAGAAGGAGGUCAAAAAGGAUAAGGAAAAGGAGAAGCGAGAGCGCGAGAAGGCGGAGAAGCGGAAAGAAGUGGAGGCCAAGUUGGCCCAAGAGGAGCAGGUCAGACAG
Messenger RNA from Symbiodinium pilosum, 150 nucleotides. Lineage: Eukaryota; Dinophyceae; Suessiales; Symbiodiniaceae. The record is from the annotation of a GenBank genome assembly.